AAACAAUAAAUUUUGCCACUUUGUUUUUCAGUUCGCAGUGGGUCCUACCGGAACGCUUUGCGAUAACUAGAGUUGUCGCACGGACCCACUUUCCCGCAACGCACCGCCGAGAGCACAGUGCUGUGCCUGAGCUGCGAUGGAGAAGCUGCAGGGUUUUGAGUUCUGGAGGAAGACUCUUUGUGCUGCACGCUUCGUCCUCGCGCCCAUGGUGGACCAGAGCGAGCUCGCGUGGAGGCUGCUGAGCCGCAGACACGGAGCGGAACUGUGCUACACACCGAUGCUGCACGCGCAGGUGUUUGUACGCGACGCCAACUACCGGCGAGAAAAUCUGUACAACGAAGUGAACCCUGAGGACCGCCCUCUCAUCACACAGUUCUGUGCAAAUGACCCAGAGGUGUUUGUCCAGGCAGCACUUUUAGCUCAGAACUACUGCGACGCCAUCGACCUCAAUUUAGGAUGCCCUCAGAUGAUCGCUAAACGCGGUCACUACGGUGUGUUUCUGCAGGACGAGUGGGACUUACUGGAGAGAAUGAUUAAAUUAGCCAACGAGAAGCUCUCCGUGCCCGUCACGUGCAAAAUCCGGGUUUUUCCAGAGGUUGAAAAAACAGUGAAAUAUGCCAAGAUGCUGGAAAAAGCGGGUUGCCAGUUGCUCACCGUUCAUGGCAGAACCAAAGACCAGAAAGGAGCGCUGACCGGAGUGGCGAGCUGGGAGCACAUUAAAGCUGUACGAGAAGCUGUGAACAUCCCGGUUUUUGCUAACGGAAACAUUCAGCACCUGAGUGACGUGCAGCGCUGCAUGGCGGAGACGGGAGUGCAGGGCAUCAUGAGUGCAGAGGGGAACCUGCACAACCCGGCGCUGUUCGAGGGCCGUAACCCGCCUGUGUGGGAGGUGGUGGAGGAAUAUCUGGAGGUGGUGAAGAAACACACGCCCAGCACGCUAUCACACGUCCGAGCUCAUCUCUUUAAACUCUGGCAUCACACGCUGCAGAUCCAUCAGGACCUGAGAGAAGAUUUGGCCAAAGCAAAGAACCUGGCAGGAAUUGAGGAGGUGAACAGACAGCUGAAGCAGCGCUGCCAGGAGGAGAUGGGUAAGGAUGAAUCGGAGCGACAUCAGACCGGACUGCCUUUUCCUCACUGGAUCUGUCAGCCGUACGUCAGACCAGCGCCGAAGGAUCCGAGCAGCGAGAACGGCGUGAAGGCGGUGAGCGGGAAAAGGGCGUUGGAGGACAGCGACAGCUCCAACGACUCGCUCUCCAAGAACAAGCAGAAGAAGAAAGUCAGGAACCCGCAGAAGAACUUCUGCCCCGAGCUCAAACCAAAGUACAUCAAAUGUGAGCAAUGUGGGAAUCCCAAAGGGAAUAAGUGUGUCUUUAACCUGUGUCGUGGCUGCUGUAAGAAAAAGGCUUAUAAGGAAGUCGCAGAUUGUCCAGGUCACGGCUUGAGGUUCAAGACGAAAGCGCAGAAGCAGAAGGUCGCUGUCCAAACAGAGAUAUCGUCCUAAACCUCUGCGUCGCUCGAGUUCCGGCUCGGACUUUGCUAAGAGUUCGGUUUUAGCAUCCGCACUGCAAACGCAACUCAUGCUGUAAACGCAACAAAACGAGUGUAUCUUACUCACAUACACAUAUGCAUUGAAACCGAAUACUGCUGCUGAAGAGUAAAAACUUAUUACUACUUUAGACAGGAACGAAUUCCAUACAGGAAAACAAUCACACACGAUUAAAAUCUGUAACUUGCAGAGACUAAAUUUUGUACGUAGGGUUUUCAUGUAGCUGCAACUUGUAGCUACAACAUUGUUUUAGCUAAGCCCCGCCCCCAAAGACUUGCCAAUAUACUGUAAACCUCGGCGUUGUGGCUGUUUUACACUUCAAUCCUCAGAUAUUAAACGGAACAGCUAGAAUACAGGGCUAACUUAUUCAAACUACGCAAACACCUUUUUCUGUUUUAACGGGUUUUUUAAAAAUUAUUAAUUUAUUUACAUUUAGGUUUUUUUUUUUAAACAUAACAGAUACCCAAUAUUUUCACAUGUUCAAUCAACACCAAAGUCAAAUUUCAGUUUCUGCUGAUGUUCUACAUUUGCGACACUCACGCGGGAGAAUGUUGACGCUCUUGGGAAAUCAGGAUAUCAUGUCAGAGCUGGAUUUACCAGCACGUUAUCUGAACACAGCUUGAAAAUUGAAAUCUAGUGUAGUAUCCUCGAGGUACAUGAAACUGCUGUUUUUCUGAGGAUCAUCUGUGACAUUUCCACUGCUUUGUGUUUUUAACAUUGAGGUUUUUACAAUGAAUAAAACUUUUAAAGUUCUUUUAAGCAACAA
Molecule: messenger RNA, 2312 nt
Organism: Pangasianodon hypophthalmus (striped catfish)
Lineage: Eukaryota; Metazoa; Chordata; Actinopteri; Siluriformes; Pangasiidae
Gene: dus1l
Product: dihydrouridine synthase 1-like (S. cerevisiae)
Exons: 15
Coding region: 137-1501 (454 amino acids)
Molecular function (GO): tRNA dihydrouridine synthase activity
Source: RefSeq, a predicted model, not a curated record